Messenger RNA from Leishmania braziliensis MHOM/BR/75/M2904, 2340 nucleotides. RefSeq lists its product as hypothetical. NCBI's taxonomy places the organism in Eukaryota, Euglenozoa, Kinetoplastea, Trypanosomatida, Trypanosomatidae. The transcript has a single exon. Bases 1 to 2340 code for a protein of 779 amino acids. The record is from RefSeq and is a predicted model, not a curated record.
AUGUCGGCGCCGUCGCCACUCUGGUGCAGCGCAUCUGCCUCGUCCUACGCGCAGGGUCACGAUGAGGUGCCAAGCCUCACCACCGUGUCGUCGGAGUGGCGGACCUCCUUAGACUUUGCACAACAGCUGGACACCGUGGCAGAGAAGGAGCUGCAUGCGCUGUGGUCGAAGCUGUGGGCCGCAACUCACAGCGAAGCCGCGCUGCAGACUGCUCUGGGGAGUAGACGAACGCAGUGGAACCCGUAUCGCCCCGCUCGUGGGGGGCCAGAGGUGAAGGCGGAGAUAUUGAACAGCGAAGUGGUUGAGUUCCAGACUAUGGUGCCGACAGACAGCCUGUAUCUUCACGGCGUCGCCGUGCAACCAUCGGCCUCGUUGCCUGCAGGCUCCGCGUCCCGGCCAGACUCAAGCUUCAGGGUCAGCAGCUCAGUGAUAUCCCCAGGCUCGCCACGCGGCACUAGAGGGAAGCGGAAGGUGAUGACAAGCAACGGAGAUGCAGCGGAGGAGAAGCUGGUGAUGGACGGACCUUCUGCUGUGCCCUUCCGGCUACAGUCUAUGUCCACCACCUUGCCCACUCGCGACUCGCCCGAGACGGCGCUGCACGACUCUUCUUGGUGGGCGGUGCGCCCGGCAGAGAGUGAGGCGGCGCUGUUUUAUUACGUUUGGGAGGCCGUCGUCGUACCGUACUACGCAUCCAUGCCUACCGCCUUCUUUUACGCCGUGCGGUACGGCGAAAGUGCAGCGACGCAGCCCAGCGACUCCUGGAUGUCCCUCGUGCCGCGGCAUGAGGAGCAGGACGAUAAGGAGGUGAGCGGCAUCGUCACCGCUUUUGGAACCACGCACGAAGGGGACCAGAAGUGGAGCUACGAGACACGCUUGCGCUCAUCGUCUCCAUCGUUAGCGAGCGUGUCGUUGAUGCAGAAGCGCGACGCUUCCAAUGCUGGUGAGGCACGGGCUUCACUCAUGGCGACAAGACGCGCGCAGCGCCGGGAAAGCGGUGGUGUUUCUCACGUCAUGGCAUCGUGUGGGGUUGACAUCGUCUCAGACGACUCCCUCGAGGCGGAGGUUCUGGAGGAGUGCAAGGGCAGCAGCCCUCUAUCGCGCCAACACAGCGCAUUGUUGGAGGGGAAAGGAAGCAGCGAUAACAACGCUGGAACACCCACCCCGGAAGGAACCCUACCCGAGCGCAACUCUCGACAUAGCCAGCGUCCUUCCACAGCCUGCGUGCAUGGCUUCACCACUACACCGAUGGAAGUGGAGAUAAUUGCCGAUAAGCUGCCACCAGGAUUGACCGAUGCGUCGGCUUCGAGGACGCAGCAGCGUGCAGCGACUGCCUGCUCUAAGAGUGUGUCGAUUGCUGGCACGUUGUCUGCGCUUCGCAGUGGCGGUGCGGUCGCCUCUGCUUCUAUGGAAGACGUACUCCCACUCCCUGGAAAAGCAUCAGGCCGGAAGGCGGAACCGCUUUUCCACAUCACUGCAAAGUUGUCAGAGAACGCGCCAAUGACUACGUUGCUGUCGCCGCCGCGCGUGGCGGCGGGCCAAGGACUUCCUCGAGUACAACAGGAAGGCACUGAAGGGGAAUGUGCCGCCUUAGCUGUUGUUGUUGUGGCAGCGGAAAACGAACGGAGGCUGCAGCAGCGAGCCCCCCCGCCUUCAGAGAUUAGCAAGGCGCAAGGUAGCCGCACUACCGCGAUUGCCACGCGAAGAAAGGCCUCCUCAGUAACGCGCAGCACGUCACGCACUGCUUCUGCAAUGCGCCGAUCGAAUGGGGAUCGGUCGACGAUGCCGCCAACGACCGGCUCAAACGCGUCUGCUCAGCAUCCGUUGCAGCUGCUCGAUCGGCACAGCCGGUGCCCUCUUCGUUCACCGAUGCAGCAGCGCAUUCCAUCGCCAAUUUUCAAAGCAACACGGGAGAGUGGGAGAGGUAAGAGCGUGAUGACAGAGCUGGCGUCCCCUGAGCUGUGGUCUUCGCACCCCCAGCGGGGUGGCAUCUUGUCCCCCAUGCAGCUGCCUUUCCGCAACAAGCAGCAACGACACGCUGGACGACUGAAGAAAGAGGUGGUGCCGGAGAGGCGCUCUCCGGAAGGGUUCGACCUCUCAGAAAAGAUGACAUCCAAUUCACGGCCGCUGCCCCUGCACGAAUUGGCCGUGCAUUCAGCAUCUGCAAAGAGGCAACGACCGUCGGCGCUGAAUUCCCGAGGGGUGACGAACCCCACUGUCUCCCUCGCCAUGCGCAACUCGUCGAUUGGCGCUCGUCGACCAGGCGAGGUGCCGCAGCGGUUGACGUCUAAGGUGAAGGGCGUCCCAACGGUGGCGCAGCGACCCACCACUGUCCACCGCUAA